Molecule: messenger RNA, 693 nt
Organism: Apaloderma vittatum (bar-tailed trogon)
Lineage: Eukaryota; Metazoa; Chordata; Aves; Trogoniformes; Trogonidae
Gene: PPM1L
Product: protein phosphatase, Mg2+/Mn2+ dependent, 1L
Exons: 3
Biological process (GO): negative regulation of canonical NF-kappaB signal transduction; positive regulation of canonical NF-kappaB signal transduction; positive regulation of canonical Wnt signaling pathway
Cellular component (GO): nucleus; cytosol
Molecular function (GO): protein serine/threonine phosphatase activity
Source: RefSeq, a predicted model, not a curated record
UCUACAUAGUCAGCAGCAGAAUAUGUGAAGUCCCGCCUGCCUGAGGUCCUAAAACAACACCUUCAGGACUACGAGAAGGACAAGGAGAACAGCGUGCUGUCUUACCAAACCAUCCUGGAGCAGCAGAUUUUAUCCAUUGAUCGAGAGAUGCUGGAAAAAUUGACUGUAUCCUAUGACGAAGCAGGUACGACGUGUUUGAUCGCGCUGCUGUCGGACAAAGAGCUCACCGUGGCCAACGUCGGGGAUUCACGCGGAGUCUUGUGCGACAAGGACGGCAACGCCAUCCCCUUGUCACACGAUCACAAGCCCUACCAGCUGAAAGAGAGGAAGAGGAUUAAAAGAGCCGGUGGUUUUAUCAGCUUUAACGGCUCCUGGCGCGUUCAGGGGAUCCUGGCCAUGUCCCGCUCGCUGGGAGAUUACCCCCUGAAGAACCUGAACGUUGUCAUUCCCGACCCCGACAUCCUUACCUUUGACCUGGACAAACUGCAGCCGGAGUUCAUGAUCUUGGCGUCGGACGGGCUGUGGGAUGCGUUCAGCAACGAGGAAGCCGUUCGAUUCAUCAAGGAACGCUUGGAUGAACCGCACUUUGGUGCCAAGAGUAUAGUUCUACAGUCCUUCUACAGAGGAUGUCCUGAUAAUAUAACGGUGAUGGUGGUGAAGUUCAGGAAUAGCAGCAAAACAGAAGAACAGUAA